UUACGAGUACAAAGUAAAGCCUUUUGAACCUACGCGAUUCCAGUUUCGAAUUGCGCUUCUCCUUACCCUCUAGAAUCUAGAUUUCUUCGACGUCUUGAAACCCUCACUUCAACUUUUCUCUCACACCUAAUUCAAUCAAUUCGACAGCAAUGGCGGCAUCAGCUAUGGUGCUCGACCCUAAACCAACACCACCACCAUCAUCUUCCGAACCACCGCCAACAAUUUCAUUUACAUCUGCCGAAGAUUCUUCUCCAGCCGAAGAAGAUCUCUACGGCGCACUAAAAUCACUCGAAAGACGAAUCGAAUUCACAGACAUUCAAGAGGAAUACGUGAAGGACGAAUUGAAAAACCUUAAGAGAGAGCUUCUUAGAGCUCAAGAAGAAGUCAAGAGAAUUCAAUCUGUGCCUCUUGUUAUUGGACAAUUCAUGGAGAUGGUAGACCAGAAUAAUGGGAUUGUUGGAUCUACUACUGGAAGUAAUUACUAUGUCAGGAUUCUUAGUACUAUUAAUCGUGAGUUGCUUAAGCCUUCAGCUUCUGUUGCUCUUCAUCGACAUUCAAAUGCUUUGGUUGAUGUUCUUCCUCCUGAAGCUGAUUCCAGUAUUUCGCUUUUGAGUCAAUCUGAGAAGCCUGAUGUCACUUAUAAUGACAUUGGAGGAUGUGAUAUACAAAAGCAGGAAAUUCGUGAAGCAGUUGAGCUACCUUUGACUCAUCAUGACUUGUACAAGCAAAUAGGAAUUGAUCCACCAAGAGGUGUUUUGCUUUAUGGCCCUCCUGGCACAGGAAAAACAAUGCUUGCUAAGGCUGUUGCCAAUCAUACUACUGCUGCAUUUAUAAGGGUUGUUGGCUCUGAGUUUGUCCAGAAGUACUUGGGUGAGGGUCCCAGAAUGGUUCGUGAUGUCUUUCGCCUUGCUAAAGAGAAUGCCCCAGCAAUCAUCUUCAUUGAUGAGGUAGAUGCUAUUGCUACUGCAAGGUUUGAUGCUCAGACUGGUGCUGAUAGGGAGGUUCAGCGUAUUCUUAUGGAACUUUUGAACCAGAUGGAUGGAUUUGACCAAACAGUGAAUGUUAAGGUUAUCAUGGCAACUAAUCGAGCUGACACUCUUGACCCUGCAUUGCUACGACCUGGAAGGUUAGACAGGAAAAUUGAGUUUCCUUUGCCCGACAGACGUCAAAAGAGGCUUGUCUUUCAGGUGUGUACUGCCAAAAUGAACUUGAGUGAUGAAGUUGACUUAGAAGAUUAUGUCUCUCGGCCAGACAAGAUUAGUGCUGCUGAGAUCACUGCAAUUUGUCAAGAAGCAGGCAUGCAUGCUGUUCGUAAGAAUCGGUAUGUCAUCUUGCCCAAGGAUUUCGAAAAGGGUUAUCGAUCCAAUGUGAAGAAGCCUGACACCGAUUUUGAUUUCUACAAGUGAUAAUCGCAGAAUAUAGAAGUGCUAGGAAAUGAGCUCAUUGUCUAUUUCAUGGUUUUAAUCUUAUAUAAAGUAUUAGGUACACAUGUAACUUCCAUAUUAAAACAUCCUGUUCAACUGGGAGUUUUACUUUCUGCUUUGACUUCAAAAAUAUCCGAGUGACUAUCUGGUUUCUUCUUCUUAUUUACUUUUUACCAGUAGCAUUUUACUAACAAUGGACGAAACAUAAUUUUAUUUUUUUAUGUUUAUUUUUUUUGAUCCUUUUAAAUGGCCUUAUAAAACACUUAUUUUGAAAA
Messenger RNA from Amaranthus tricolor (Joseph's coat), 1699 nucleotides. RefSeq names its product 26S proteasome regulatory subunit 6B homolog. Gene Ontology annotation, biological process: proteasome-mediated ubiquitin-dependent protein catabolic process. The coding region runs from base 150 to 1406 and encodes 418 amino acids. Gene Ontology annotation, molecular function: ATP hydrolysis activity; proteasome-activating activity; ATP binding. Lineage: Eukaryota; Viridiplantae; Streptophyta; Magnoliopsida; Caryophyllales; Amaranthaceae. Gene Ontology annotation, cellular component: proteasome regulatory particle, base subcomplex. The record is from RefSeq and is a predicted model, not a curated record. The transcript has 6 exons.